Molecule: messenger RNA, 2415 nt
Organism: Cydia splendana
Lineage: Eukaryota; Metazoa; Arthropoda; Insecta; Lepidoptera; Tortricidae
Product: transmembrane protease serine 11A-like
Exons: 8
Coding region: 123-2165 (680 amino acids)
Biological process (GO): proteolysis
Molecular function (GO): serine-type endopeptidase activity
Source: RefSeq, a predicted model, not a curated record
GUAAAGUUUAUCACAAGGUAGUAAAAUAACAAUAAUUUGUAGAAGUUGUUUAUUUCAUUGGGACCUACUUGUAGACAAUACUUGCAGAAAUCAUUUCAAUUUCAAAUUAUAAUUUUCAAAACAUGACUAAAUUGGAAGUGGUAAUUUUGUUCGCCGUUUUCUUGAAAACAACGAUCAUAACCGCAUUUUCGGAGUCCACAGAAACGGCUAUGGUUCAUCAAACUAGCGACAAAAUACUAGACAUCCUCGAUGCCUUGUUCAUUGCCUUGAAAAUCAAUAGAAACUUCUCAAAAUUCAAUAACGUACAAGAGUAUAUGUCCAAGCACGGUCUUAUACAAGACGCGCUUUAUAAAAACCAUAAAAAAUAUAAAGAAAUACGCGAUAUAAGUAAAACGGAUAUUAGCCAUAAAAAUGCUUAUUACAUUUCAAACAUUAACGAAGUUGUUGACGAGAUGAUAAGGAAUGAAAUGGUGAUAAAACACGAAAAUUACCAGAAUGAUAACAACACAUUGAGUGGAAGACAAGACUUUGUUAACUUAGCAAGAAGAUUUAAUUUAAAUGUCAAAACAAUUGCUGCAACUGUUCUUAAGUUACCUAGCACAAAGAAAGUUAGCAAAGAUGAAGCGCGGCGUAUCUUCGAAGGCAGUAGCACGGGUAUCAAGCGGUACCCGUUCAUGGUGAGCGUGCACGUGGCGGGGCGCUUCGUGUGCGCCGGCUCGCUGGUUCACGAGAGCUUGGCGAUCAGCGCGGCCUCCUGUCUCAUGCGUCCUUCAGAUUUAAAUGCACACGUCCAAAUCCGAGUGGCCAGCGACUUCGUCAGCAAAAUGGGUCACCUCAUAAACAUAGACGAGCUCCUCUUCCAUCCUCAGUUCGACAGGAAAACUCUGGCUAACAACUUAGUGCUUCUACGGACGAAGAAAGCACUGCGGUUCAGACAACAGCGCGUGGUAGCCAUCCAGUACGACACGGCGGCAGCAAGCGCUCUGAAACCCAGCGUCGAACACGUCGUCAUACUGGGCUGGGGUCGAAGAAAGACAGAUGAAGCAGACCUGCGUGAAGAAGACAGACCGCUUUCGGAGGCCAAAGUCGAACUUUACGACUUUAAUGCCUGCCAGUAUAUCUACACAAAAGAUUUCGUUACUGAUAAGGCUUUCUGCGCUGGGUCCGUCGACCGAGGCGCGGGAGCAUGCAACCACGAUGCCGGCGGACCGGCAUUAGUGGACAACGUAUUGGUCGGAGUUAUCAGCUUCGGAUCCCCACACUGCGGCGCCGCAGAAGCACCCACAGUCUUCACUCGCCUCAGUCCUUACGACGAGUGGAUCGAAAGCGUGUUCCAGAAGCUUGCCCAGAAUUUAGAAAUCACAUCCCAGGCAAAUGAACUGAAGGACUAUACUGAAAACAAUGAUAUUCCAGACAUAGACGAAGCUAUGAGGGAUGUAUACCGAGAAAACUACAACGUCAAUGACGUACUUUACGGGCCAAUAGAAACAUUAGACGACAAAGACAACCCUAUAGUAUUUAACCAAUCAUUCUUGCGACAUUUCCCCAGCGACCCAAGCUUGUUCCCUAAUCCAGAAUUUGUGGCAAACUUACCUCAAUCUGAAACUCCGAAACCCAUUAUCCCCGAAAUACCAGACGAGUACUGGAGAGAUGUGCCAUCAAACGAACAGACAGAUCCGACACCCGAUAAGUAUGCACCUGAAGAUCAGUUUGAUACAACAACAUUGGCUACAAUGACAACAAAUAUAGCAUAUGGCUCACAAGGCAUUUACGAGGACAUCGACGGGUCUACAAAUGAUCAUACCACAACAGAAACAAGUCUAAGUAAAAAUUACUUUGACAAUACACUUAAUGACAUCAAAACAAACCCUGAAGAAAACUGUGCUAUUGAAUAUAUUUCAUGCAAAAAAGGUAAUAAGAAAGGACCGAAAGCUUCAAAUUUACUACGCGAAAAUCCAAAAGAUUUUGAAGGUUUAAGAGACCAAAUUGAACUAGAGCAACCAAUAAAAUCUAAAAUUGAUAAUGUCGAAGAUGAUAUGGCAGUAAUUGUAAUGUUCGAUUCUGGUACUACUGAGAGAAUUGAACUGCAUAAAAACGAUCCCAUUUACGAAAGAGGAUUUAAAGCAUUAGCAGCUAAAACUCGUCUAGCUCAGGAGUUUGUUUAGACUUUUAACAAGAAUGAUCUUGAAAUUGGUAUAUUCUUUUGAUUAUGAUGAUUUGUUUUUCCCCAAAUUAAAAUGCACCUACAUUUCAAUAUUUUUAAGAACUUAUUGUACCUACUGUAGUAUUUCGCCGCUAUACUUACUCAACCUCGUAGGUAUCUGCAACACUCAUUUGAUGACAAAAACACCCGUAUUCCGAAUGAAAGAAAAGCGACAUUUCCAUCAAAUUAUUGUUGCAGAUAUGAGGUUUCAU